UUUGGUUUGUGCCAUCCUGAUGACACUCCACACACAUUUAAUUUCCACCAUGCGGUAGACGCUGCUACGGAACUCCCCACAGUUGUUGCACCAUAUGCUGGCUUUCUUACCCUCUAUCCUACUACAAUGGUAGGAGCAUCCACUUGUUCCAGAUGGUUGGGAGUGGAGGUAGAGUUUGGGCUGAAUAACCAACAGUAGAUGCCGCUGCCUGGCUGGUUGGGUUUUGAGCAGGUAUACCUUCCAUCCUUCACUCUAUCUCUGGGCCAAUUAGGACUUUCUCUAGAGUUGCCAGCUGUAGGCACCUUUGAGAUGUACACUUCCAGUCCGGAUAGCUGUGCACCAAUAGCACAGAGAUACCAAUGGCCACCACAACAAUCAUAUUGGAGACAAGCACUAUGGGCAAUCUGUUGACUUUUUGCUUGCACGUAUAGUAUCUGCAUAGAUGGUCCAGAGUAUCGACCUCACCUUUUGCUGUGUUAUGAUGUCUGAUGACUGGUUUAUGCCAGAUACUACCAUGUCACGAGGCAUGAUUGACAGUAGAAGCACUGAUUUCCCUUCUGCGGGAGAUCAUACGAUACAAGUGUAUGUUCACCUCAAAGCAAAAGAUUGAAGAGUGAACUUGCCUUUGGAGAUAUGGCAGCAAUUCUAUCGGUAUAUAGGGUUUAUUCCUCCUAAUGACGCCAACAUAAGCAAGAUAUUUCUGAAGCAAAUGAUCAGCCAUCUUAAUGCUGGUGAGGAAGUUGUUCCCAACCACAUUCCUACCACAGUUCUACCAGCUUGGUGAGAACAUUAUAACCAAGGUGGGCUUCCUGUGUCUCUUGUGGCUGCUUGCCUGUCAUGCGUUAGUAGAGAAUGUAACUAAGAUGCAGCAGAGUUAAGCUACGUGUGCUGGGUGAUUUGCCUGAAAGGAGCAGGCUUUUAUCCUGCAUUCAAAUAACUGAGAAUUUAGACUGCGUAAAACAAGAAGAGCUACUUUAUCUAUAAACAUACCUAGUUGACAAGAAAGGCAUCGGUAGUUAGAGCUAGUUAGUGGGAGGCACAAUGGCCAGGCUUGGUCAUUCCCCGGUGAAGAGGAGAGGACCCUCUCUCAGCUGGAUGGAGGAGGAAGGAGCGUGUGGAGGAGAGGGCAGCUCCCUCCCUGAGUGUCAGUCUACACCAAAAGGAGCACAGGUAAGGAUGGGUGGCCUAGCCAGCUGGAGUACUCCCCCCCCUUCCCCAAAUGGGAGUUGCUCUUGGCAAAAUCCCAAGGUUGCCAAGGUGGAUGUCCUCUUCAAAGGCAGCAUGUCAAAGUACACCCCCCAACCCAUGAGGGAUGCCUUUAAUCAGCUGUGGAUGGAUGCAGAUUAGUUACUUCCCUUGCCAGCUUCUCCCAGAAAAUGAGGUUGGAGGUGGGGGAAUUCCCUGGCUAAAUAAAGGGUUUUUUUUCCUUUGAAUGCCUUAACGGGGGUGGGAGGUGUUGUUCAUAACACUUCCCUGGAAUUUAUAAUUCCCAGCAAUUUGUAAAAUACAACUUGCUUUGCUUGUAGAAGCCAUGGUUUUCUCCCAACAGCCAAAGCUCCUCAGUGCAAAAGGGAGUGCUUGGAAAUGUAACUCCUAGUUUGCUUACUCUUUUGUCAUGUGACUGCAAGCUUGUUUGCUUUUGCAAAGGUUAGAGGGAAAACGUGACUCCAGUGGAAAGAAGGAUAGGGUGUUUUUAGGAUGGUAACAUUGGCUAGGGUAGUAAAUGCACCCCAGUGGCAAAAUUCAUUGCAUUUCUGUGACUUUUUAUGAUUUUUCUUUGUUUCUAGAAGGAAAACAGCAAAUGGUACCUGGCUGAAAUUUGGGGAAGGUGUAUGGGUGACAAUUUGUGACAAUGCCCUAGACAGACUGCCCUGUAGGUCUACUUAUGUGUAUGAAGAGUGUACCAGGUACAUUUUUGUCCCACAGAAUUAGAUGAAGGCACCCAAUAAACGCGCCUUUUCCCUCUCCAAGCUGCAUUCACACAGGUUGCCACCCCCAGCCUCCCAGACACUCCCUCCCUGCUCCCUGCUGCUUAUUUGCUCCUGUCUGCAGUUUCUGGGCCCCUUUCUUUGUAAAGAGAGACAGUGUGGGGUAGUGGUUAAGGUGCUGGACUACGACCUGGGAGAUCAGAGUUCGAAUCCCCACACAGCCAUGAAGCUCACUGGGUGACCGUGGGCCAGUCACUGCCUCUCAGCCUCAGAGGAAGGCAAUGGUAAACCACCUGUGAAUACCGCUUACCAAGAAAAAAGUACUCAUAGGGUCGCCAUAAGUCGGGAUCUUGAAGGCAGUCCAUUUUUUCCUUUGUAAAAGGUUGUACUGGCUUUAUUGCCUUUCCCCUCAGAAUAGGUCACUGCAGGCCCAGGUAUGUUGUGGGAGGGCCCACAGGGCAGAGCUGGUAGGCCUGAGGUCAAGCCUCGCCUGGGCUCAGCCGCAGCACAUCUCCCUGAGGGCGUCCGUGUCCAGAUCGCCUACUCUCCUCCUCCCCUCCAAGUUUUCGCCCGGUGCUUUCCCUUUAAGCCUUCCCUGCUGGUGGGUCACAAGGCAGCAAGAGCCCCAGAAUAGCACGGGCUGCGAGUCGACACCCGGAUGGGCGGCCCCACCAGCCCAGGCUCUGCCCGUCGCGGCCCUGAGCGCAGACCAUGGAGCCCAUAGCGACGCGCAAAGCACAGGGCCCGGCGCAGGCCUUCUGGCGAGCUCUCUUGUCUGGCGACGGAUGCGCCAUCCUGUGCCUCUUGGGCGACCCCGAGAGCGGUGUGGGCCCCAACUCUGUCUUCGACACCAGCGACCUCGACGAGUGGAAGAGCUACCGCUCCAACGUCCGCUGGUUGAGGAUCUGGUCUCUGACCUACGAGCAGGAGCUCACCACUCCGCUGCACAUCACCGCCAGCCGCGGCUACCUGGACUGCUUGCGCCACCUCUUGCUCCGCGGGGCGGACGUGGACCUGGCGCCGGGCGGGCAGACAGCCUUGCACGAGGCGUGCGCCGCCGCCACGACCGACUGCGCGCGGCUCCUGCUCUCUUUCGGCGCUGACCCGCAAGCCGCCUCGGAAGGCGGAUUCCAGCCGCUGCACCUGUGCCGGAGCCGCGCCUCCCUCGAGUGCGCUCAGCUCCUGCUGCGCCACGGCGCAAACGUGAACGGCGCGUCGAAGGAGGAGGGGGACACGCCGCUGCACGUGGCGGCCCGGCUGGGCCUAGCAGAGCACGUCCGGGUCUUCCUGCGCCACGGAGCCAACCUGGAGGCUCAGAACGCCGAGGGGCAAACCCCGCUGAACGCCGCCUGCGCCCAGCCGCACCCACCCCGAGCCAUAGGCAACUACUACGACGUAUGCCGGGAGCUGGUGGACGCGGGCGCUCGAGUGGACGCCGCCGACGUGGACCGCCAGCGGCCGCUGCACCAGGCCUGCAAGACCGCCAACUCCCGCGUGGUGGCGCUGCUCCUCGCCCGGGGCGCCAGCGUCAACAUCAUGAGCUACAGCGGCAACACGGCCUUGCACAACAUCCUCCAGGCGGCCGCCUACAAGCUGGAGCACCGGCCGGAGGUGGUGGUGCGGGACCUGCUCAACCACGGCGCCGUUCGCGUCUGGCCGGGAGCCCUGCUCAAGGUGCUGCGCCACUGCUAUGCUUCCCCCCGCACCAUUGAGGCCCUGGUCAACUGUUACAAGCACGUGCCUGUCACAGAAGAGUGGGCCGAGGCAGUCCCUGCUGAGCUGACCCAGCAACACCAGCGGUUCUUCCAGUCGCUCUUCUCCCUGGGCCAGAGCCCCCGUGCCCUCCAACAUCUGGCCCGUUGCACCCUCCGGAACUACCUUGAAGGCCGCCUGAUCCAGGUCCUGCCUGGGCUGCACUUGCCGCCGGCCCUGCACGAUUUUCUGCUGCUCCGCUUUGAAGAUGUGAUGUAUUAGGGGAGGCUGUGUGUUUGUGUGUGUGACCGACCUGGUUCAAGGCUCCCGUGAAGUGUUGGGCAGCAGAGUGGAGGUGUUGGGGGCACUUCUGUCAGGAAAGGGGUGGCUCUGGCAAGUGAGCCCUGCACCGCUCCCUUCGCAGCAGCUCCUCAUGCCCGCCUGUCCUCCUGCACAAUGAGACCCUUGUUACUUGCGCCCCUGCCCUGCUUAGCAAGGGAGUAACAGCCCUGAGGAAGCCACAGCUGUAUCGGAACUCCCCACCACCAAGGCAGAUGUGUUCUAGGGUUACUCCCUCCCCCCGUCUCUCUCCUCCCAGCCUCAGACUGGGAGCCCCUCACCCCCAUUGCAGCCUCCAAACUGACCUCUUCUUGGGUGGCUCAGCAGUGUAUGUUAACCACCAGCCCCAGUGCCCAGAGUGAUAGUGGGGCCAUGUCUCAGCUGCAGGGUGGAGGGCGCCUUGAAGUAGGUCGCAAACAAGGGCUGUGCCAGGCAGACCUGCCCUUUGCAGGGGGGCUGUGGCCUGAGGGGGCCCCACCAGGUGUGUAGCUAAUUUUUUCCACAAAAAUACAAUUAAAUUUAUUACAGAAAAA
Messenger RNA from Rhineura floridana, 4492 nucleotides. RefSeq names its product ankyrin repeat and SOCS box containing 10 (gene ASB10). The coding region runs from base 2640 to 3902 and encodes 420 amino acids. Lineage: Eukaryota; Metazoa; Chordata; Lepidosauria; Squamata; Rhineuridae. Gene Ontology annotation, biological process: intracellular signal transduction; RNA processing. Gene Ontology annotation, molecular function: protein binding; RNA nuclease activity; RNA binding. The transcript has 5 exons. The record is from RefSeq and is a predicted model, not a curated record.